This is a messenger RNA of Limulus polyphemus (Atlantic horseshoe crab), 6051 nucleotides long. Its product is annotated as inactive tyrosine-protein kinase transmembrane receptor ROR1-like. The transcript has 8 exons. Gene Ontology annotation, cellular component: signaling receptor complex; membrane. Bases 691 to 3381 code for a protein of 896 amino acids. Gene Ontology annotation, molecular function: ATP binding; transmembrane receptor protein tyrosine kinase activity; protein binding. Lineage: Eukaryota; Metazoa; Arthropoda; Merostomata; Xiphosura; Limulidae. The record is from RefSeq and is a predicted model, not a curated record. Gene Ontology annotation, biological process: positive regulation of kinase activity; multicellular organism development; protein phosphorylation.
AUCGCUGGUUAGUAGACCCUGAAACGAGGUCGAGAGCGUGAGCAGAGUGUGGAGUAACAGAAUCAACCAGGUCUUUCUUUGUGUGUACUGUUAGAGGAAUUUCUCUACGGCUUCUCAUUAGUGCCCCUAUUGUACUCUAGUAAUUUCGAGAUCUCAAAUAAAAAUGAAAAUAUGAUUAAAUUCCUGAUGAACAUAGCAGAUAUUACAACCUGAGAAAACAAAGUAUCAGUACAGAUCUAAAUAGAGCAACAGCUUGUGGAAGAACUAGUUUGUUCGUGGUUCACGUGAAGUUGUUACUACUAUUUAAGUUACCAUGUACCACAUGCUGUAAGGUUUUGUGGAGUAUGACUUCGUACAGCAAAUCUGUGAAUGGUUAUAAUUUACGUGACGAAUACAGUUUUGAAUCAAAAUAUAGUAAAAUACAUUUAGGUUGCUUGUCGGAAAUAUCUUCGUUUUGUGGGUUUCCAUAAAAUCAGUUUAUGACGAAUACUUCUUGUGUAUUUGUUUCAUGCGGAAAGAGAAAUGGCUAAUUUCGUACUGUAGACUUAUUACAAAUUGGAGUUUAUUUUGCUUCGCUAUUUGAAUUUGUUCCAGUAGAAUAAAAAACAACAACUAUGAUUCCCGAAUGAAAGUUUAGGAAAUUACGCUUUAUGAAUAUAGUAUAAAUAUUUAUGGUACAAUUGUUAACACAUGGUGAUGAUGCGAGCCGGCGGCCAGUGGCCCCUAAAACUAGAAGUAGCGGUAGUUUUUGUGGUUCUUGUCGUCCAAGUUUCAGUGGGCGCUGGGAUUGAUGAAGUUGCUAACUUCCCUGGUUCAUUUCACGUGACUCGUCAUAAACAUACGUCUCGGUCGAGUGACAUAUGGCUAUCCAAAAAGUUAAGUGAAAUAGAGGGCGCUGGGUUCGUGGAUGAUUUGGCAGAUGAAGAGCGGAAAGACGAUUUUUUCAGCUUGGAAGCAGAGGAUGUUACUUCUACAACAUCUCAGCCAAAAGAAAAUGAAUCAAACAAAGGGCCCAGUUUCAGUUUUAUCCGAGUAGAGCGACCUCUGGUGAACAUUACACGCGACCCUGGAAGAAACGUAAAAAUGAAGUGUGCUUUUCGUGGCCACCCUACGCCUCAGAUCCAAUGGUACAAGAAUGAAGCUCCGUUAGAAGAAGGCCAAGAAAGAGUGGACUUAAGGUCUUCGGACCACGGGGAAGGUCACGUGAGCUCCCGUCUUCGAAUCUCGCACCUGGACCCUCUGGAUUCUGCGUUUUAUAAAUGUGAAGCACGAAGUGGAGAAAAUACUGCUGAAACAACGGGUAUACUGAAGGUUAAUGCAGGUGUCAUUCGAUCACCGGUGUCCGUACCUGAUUUUUCUGGUGGGUUUCCACAUCGACCACCAGUGUCCGUGCCUGAUUUUUCUGGUGGAUUACCACAUUUCCCAGGCUUAGGAAGGAGUUUUCCCGAUUUUGAGGAUGAAGAUGGCAAACUUAGUGAAGGAAUGUGCCAGGUGUAUCGUAGUGCCACGUGCUCCAAGUUCCUUGCCAACAAGACAGUUUUUGUAGGCUCAAUUCGUAGUCAGGGAAUUAUGGAGGAAAAAUUAGCUGCAGCUUUUUCAGUGAUUGCUUCUUCACAAGACGUGUCCUCAGAGUGCCAUAAGUAUGCCAUUCCUUCUCUUUGCUUUUAUGCUUUUCCACCUUGUGAUAAGAAUUCAUCUACUCCUAAACCACGGCAUGUUUGUCGGGACGAGUGUGAGGUGCUUGAGAAUAGCAUAUGCCGAUUAGAAUACUCUAUUGCUAAGCGACACCCACUAAUUGGCCAGCAAAAAAUUCUGCCAGCAUGCGAAGACCUUCCACCAUUUGGCUCGAAAGAAAGUGAAAUGUGUGUGAGACUUGGAGUUCCCAACUCUAUUAAAAAAAAUGAGGAACACACAUGUUAUGUGGGAACGGGUGAAGAUUAUCAAGGAACGUUGUCCCGCACAGUAUCUGGUCACAAAUGCCAACACUGGAGCCAUCAGAUCUUUUAUCGUACCUCGGACUAUCCAGAGUUAAUAGGUGGACAUAACUAUUGUCGUAACCCUGGUGGAAUGGAAAAUCAACCAUGGUGUUUCAUCGCAGACCCUCAGGUUCGGAAAGAGAUGUGUCACAUACCCAAGUGUGUUGAUUACCUUUGGCUGUAUAUCCUUCUUCCAAGCAUAGUCCUAGUGGUACUUAUUGGAUUAUUACUUGGGAUCUGGUGCAUGAAGCGAAGAAGUAAGCCAAAUCCAUCUGCAGUCAAACCUCCAAAGGCAGUUACCAGACCUCAGAAUGAACAAGGGACCAAUCAACAGGUUGAAAUGAAUGCUCUUUUACCCAGAACACAGUUCAGAGCUCAUGAAUAUCCUCUCUCUAACAUUCGCUUUCUUCAAGAGCUAGGAGAAGGGGCAUUUGGAAAGGUGUAUCAUGGAGAGUUGGUAGGUAUUCAUGGAGUUGGAAGUGUCACACCUGUUGCUAUCAAAACCUUGAAGGAAAAUGCCACAUUAAAAACUCGGCAAGACUUUCAACGUGAAGCAGAGCUAAUGUCGGACUUGCACCAUCCCAAUAUCGUCUGCUUGCUAGGGGCUUGCACACAAGAGGAGCCUCUCUGCAUGUUAUUUGAAUAUAUGUCUCAGGGUGAUCUUCAUGAGUAUUUGAUCCUGCAUUCCCCUCGUUCAGAUGUGAGAAUCAGCGAAGAUGAACCGUAUCAGAUACUAGAACUGUCCGACUUUCUUCACAUCACUCGGCAGAUUGCAGGUGGGAUGGAAUACUUAGCUGGAAAUCAUUAUGUUCAUCGUGACUUAGCAGCUAGAAACUGCCUAGUUGGUGAUGGACUUGUGGUCAAAAUAUCUGAUUUUGGUCUGUCCCGAGAUAUCUAUUCUUCUGAUUAUUACAGAGUUCAGUCCAAAUCUUUGUUACCAGUUAGAUGGAUGCCACCAGAGUCUAUCUUGUAUGGGAAGUUCACAACAGAAAGUGAUGUGUGGUCAUUUGGAGUAGUUUUAUGGGAAACAUUUAGCUAUGGACUCCAACCUUACUAUGGGUACAAUAACCAGGAGGUGAUUGAUAUGAUCCGCUCAAGAAAGCUGCUUCCGUGCCCUGAAGAUUGUCCCCCACAUAUCUAUGCCAUGAUGGUGGAAUGCUGGCACGAGAACCCCUGUCGUAGGCCUUCCUUCAAGGAACUGUAUGCCCGCUUGUGUUCGUGGCAAACAAUGCAUACACAGGCACUGAGUGUAGCACAUUCAGGUAAUGGUAGUCACCACAGCAGUGCAGGACCAAGCAACAAUACUGUGUCUACCAACUUGAGCAGCCCUAUUGUUGGGUCCUUUUACACCUUCUGUAGGUUUGGCCUCUACCAGUUGUGGAGUACCAUUUCAAAGAGCUGUUAAUGUUCCUGUAGCCGGUCCAAUUCAGCAAGCAUGUUUUCCUACUUCAGUAGAAGGUUUCCCAACGUUUCAUCCAGUGAGGUCUGGCACUCCAGUCCUGAGACCUGUAGACUCUCUAUCACGUUAUACUCCUCCUAAUGUCACGAUUAUUGACGGAAAAGUGUCAAAUGUUUAAUCGAUUUGCUGAUGUACAGUACACAUGGUUUUGAAAUUUCUAUGGAACUAACAUCUGAUAAAUGACCUCAGACUGGACAGGGCACAAUGAUUUAAACUUAGAAACCAGUAGACUGUCUGGUGAAAUUUAUGUGUUUGAAAAAUCAUUGGUGCCUUGUAAAAUUUCAAUCUUGUUGAUAUGUAACAGGACAUCUAAUUGAACUUGUGAUCGAGUAUUACAACAAUGAUGACAGUAAUAUCUAGUACAAGAUGCAAAAAGAUCAUUAAGAAAGUUAACCAAAAAAAAGAAAUAUGUCAGGGUCAUUACUAUGAAAGGGAAAGUAUUUAAAAAAAAUUUUUUAUUCAGAAAAUGAAUAGAAUGUUUGCUGUAUUAUGACCGAUUUUUUGUGGAAGGCUGUGUCAUUAAGUGUACACGUACUUGUGUUGGUGUCGUUUCUUGAAAUACACCACAGACUGUUAAAAUUAAGUCUGAAAAUUUUGGCUUUGAGUCAGUAACACAGAAAAUCCAUAUGUACAGCUUUUACCUUCAAUUUCAGUUAAUUUUAUAUUAAUAUUUGUUGUGCAGAUUGCCUCUCGUAGAGUUUUAUACGCUUUACUUUUCUCAUAAACAGGUGAUCUGAAGGAUGGUUUUAUAAAAGUAUUAUACAUCAUGCUGUUGUUUUUCUUGAUAUUUUUGUUUCUAUUUUGUGGAAGAAGAUAUCUUUUCUCCUUCUUCACUAAUCGCAGGCACGGAUUAGGAGUGUGUGUGAUCAGUCUUGUCUCCUUCAGUAAUCAGAGAUGUGGGUUAGGAGUGUGUGUGAUCAGUUUUGUUUCCUUCAGUAAUCAGAGAUGUGGGUUAGGAGUGUGUGUGAUCAGUCUUGUCUCCUUCACUAAUCAGAGACUUGGUUAGGAGUGUGUGUGGUCAGUCUUGUCUUCUUCACUAAUCAGAGACAUGGGUUAGAAGUGUGUGUGGUCAGUCUUGUCUCCUUCUUCACUAAUCAGAGACAUGGGUUAGGAGUGUGUGUGGUCAGUCUUGUCUCCUUCUUCACUAAUCAGAGACAUGGGUUAGGAGUGUGUGUGGUCAGUCUUGUCUCCUUCUUCACUAAUCAGAGGCAUGGGUUAAGAAUGUGUGGUCAGUCUUAUCUGCUUCACUAAUCAGAGACUUGGUUAGGAGCAUGUGAUUAUUCUUGUCUCCUUCACUAAUAAGACAUAGUUUAGGAGUGUGUGGUUAGUCUUGUCUGCAUGACUAAUCAGAAACACAGUGAUCAGGUGAUAAGUAAUUUCUUUCAAGUGUUUAAUACUUUAAUGUAACAAAUGGUACAUAAAGAAUAUUUAUUUCCCACAGUUACAUGAUAAAAUCUGUCAGUUAAACUCCUUGUUUCUUUAAACAGAUUUAAAACUGAUAUUGUGAAAUAUUUUUACCAUCACAUGCAGUAUAUGAAAUCAGUGUAAGUACUAAAAGAAUGAUUAACGUACUCUUCAGACAAACAGGUCAACUGUUGAUGAAGAAGCUAGUUUACUAUUAAUGCAGAAAUAAUUUUAAGGCAUAGAUUCAGGCUAUGCAGCUUAGUGACACCUAAGGUAUAUUAGCAGACUUCACUUACCUGUAUUAAGAAAAGUAUAAUUAGUAAGGCCAGGUCCUUCAUAAUACCAAAAAUUAACUUUUCAUUCUGCCCCUUUAAAACUACUGGUUAUAAAAAAAUUAAAAGAAACUUGAAAAUAAUCUCCCUUUUUAGGUGCAUAGUGGAGGGUAAAAUGCUUCAUUUUCUUCUCACAGGACGUUAUCGGUCUGCUGGAAAGAAAUACCUGAUAAAUUUGAAACCAAAUAUUAACAGCUAUUAAAACAUACGGCAUUUAACAACUGUUGAUUAAAGGUGGACAACUUUUCCUUCGUGAGAUGUGUAACAACUGUUGAUUAAUUGUAGACAACUUUUCCAUCAUGAGACAUAUCUAACAAUUGUUGAUUAAUGGUGGACAACUCUCUCUCUCUCGUCAGACAUUUAACAACUGUUGAUUAAUUGUAGACAGCUUUUCCCUGUGAGACAUAUCUAACAAUUGUUGAUUAAAGGUAGAUAACUCUCUCUCUCGUCAGACAUUUAACAACUGUUGAUUAAUUGUAGACAGCUUUUCCCUCGUGAGACAUAUCUAACAAUUGUUGAUUAAAGGUAGAUAACUCUCUCUCUCUCUCUCUCGUCAGACAUUUAACAACUGUUGAUUAAUUGUAGACAGCUUUCCCCUCAUGAGACAUUUCUAACAACUGUUGAUUAAUGGUGGACAACUUUUCCCUCGUGAGAUGUGUAACAACUGUUGAUUAAUUUAGACAGCUUUCCACUCGUGAGACAUAUCUAACAACUGUUGAUUAAUGAUGGACAACUCUCUCCCUAGUUAGCUAUAUAUUACUGGUGGAUAACUCUCUUGUUAGACAGCUAUAUAUUAAUGGUGGAUAACUCUCUCUCUCUCAUUAGACAGUUAUAUAUUAAUGAUGGAUGACUCUCUCCCUCGUUAGACAGUUAUCCACCA